Patiria miniata (bat star) is the source of this 989-nucleotide messenger RNA. RefSeq lists its product as uncharacterized. The record is from RefSeq and is a predicted model, not a curated record. NCBI's taxonomy places the organism in Eukaryota, Metazoa, Echinodermata, Asteroidea, Valvatida, Asterinidae. The coding region runs from base 135 to 836 and encodes 233 amino acids. The transcript has 4 exons. Gene Ontology annotation, molecular function: metalloendopeptidase inhibitor activity; protein binding.
AGCGGCCAGACAGAAACUGAAUGAACAUCAGUAGCUGCUUCAUACAGGAACACUUCCAACACUACUGAGAGAGUUUGAAUUGUUUUCCUGAGCUAUCUUCAUCGACCAGCAAUCCAAGAAAAACGUCCUCCACCAUGUUCCCUCAUCUCAAGAUACUUGUUCUCUGUAUCUUGCCUAUGGCAACGGUGUAUGGUGACUCUUAUGAUUGUCAGAUUCAUCAAGACCCUUGUGGUUGUCAAGAUCAUCCUCAAGAAAUCGUAUGCGAGGCUCAAUUUGUCAUCAAAGGCAAGAUUGUAUCUAAGCACUUCACACAGGAGAGAGAUCCUCUAUUUGGUCGUAUUCACACUGCUCAUUACGAGGUGAACAUCACCACUGUCUUCAAGGGGAUCGGUAUUGUAACAUCAGAUAACCUAAUCAUUCAAAGAAGGAUGGAGAAGUGUGAUCGGACAGGUCUGGAUGUUGGAGACAACUACAUUAUCACAGGACACACAGAUUUUAUUACUGGUGAGUUGCGAUCACAUGGUUGCCAGUGGAAUGCCAAAUGGACGAAGUUGACGUCAUUCCAACAGCAAGGUUUAAUCAACGGAGCCUACCUUGAGAACUGCAACUCUUGUGAGAUUUCUACAGAUCUACUCCGUAUGGCGUCUCAUGGCCGUAAGGUGUCAGCAGCCGGAAAAACCUGCACCUUCAACUACAGAAGCUGCGAGGGUCAGGCACAUUACAAGAAAAGAAGUUGUGUCCGAUGUGGAAACCAGCAAGACUGCUCAUGGGUACGAAAUGAUAGAUAUGAAAAUUGCUACAAUACAAACACACUCCCCGAAAUACUCAUCUAUUAGUGCAAACUGUUUUAUGAAAACUCACUUUCGAUGUGAAGAAAUUUACACAUUGCAGGAGCAAUCAACCACUCUAAAUAUUUACAACUUUUUAACCAUAUUUCUUACCAGAUCCAUAUUUCUGAUAUUUUCAUAUUUGUGCUGCCUCCCCCACAG